AGGACUCCCAAUGGUUCACAUCUGGCACGACAGUUUCUGACAGUUUCUAAUGUGGCCACCAGGUGGCUAUAACAUUGUCGAUCCGUAAAAUGAACAAUCUCUGAUACACCAAGGAGCGAAUAUUUUUUUACGAUGGCCGAUAGUUUAGCAAGAGUCUUUACAACUGAAGAUUUUAAUCCAGAAAAGUUUGUGAAGGAGCUCAGUGCACAAUGUGUCGGUGCAGACGAAUUAAGGCAACAACGAUCCAAAAUUCAAGAACUCGCAAACAAUACAUCUGCACAGCUAAAACGUAAUGUUUACCAAAACUAUAUGCAAUUUAUAGAAACUGCCAAAGAAAUCUCGCAUUUGGAAAGUGAAAUGUACCAAUUGUCACAAUUACUAAGUGAACAGCGUUCGUUAUUGAGUACAUUGGGGUCCACUAGGACUACAGGUGUUAUUUUCGAAGACUUAUCGGAAUCUCAAGUGGAAAAUACCAAUGAUUCUAUCUCUAAAGAAGAAGAACAGAAGCAAAAACUUAUGCAACUGUUAGAAAAUGUAGAAGGCGCUAUGAGUUUAGCAGAAACACCUGGGCGUAUAUGCUUACAUGAAGGUUCUUUGCUCGAGUUAGAUUCGUUAGAAGGAACACCAUUAAAAAGAGUUCACGCGUAUUUAUUUAACGAUGUUUUACUGAUUGCCUCUUGGUUAGCAAAUGGCAACAGAAGAGGACCACCCAAGUUUAAAAUGCAAGCAGUUUAUAAUCUUGAAAGUCUAGCUGUUGUUAAUGUUAGAGAUCUUGGAACUGUGAAAUGGGCAUUCAAACUUCUAGUGUUUUCUGAUACAAGAGUAUUCCAGUGUGCAACUGCAAUAAGUAAAAAAGAAUGGCUGGAUAAAUGCGAACAAGCAAAGAAAAUGAAGUUGGCUGAAGACAAUCUGACCGACGAGGCACCACAUAAUGAUAAACGGUUGAAAGAAGAAAAGACAGCACCUUCCCGGUCGAUGUCUCUCGAUUCCAAUACCCUGGGUAUAGACGACGAAGAUUCGGAAUAUCACGAACCUCCGCCAGAGUGGAUGCUAGAAGUUGCAGAAGACCUAGAUUCUUGCAUAGCUCAACGUCACUUUGAAGAAGCUUACAGCCUUUUAGAAAGAGCGAAAUCUUAUUUAAAAGAUGCUGAAACAACGCCACUUUUACUUGAAAUUCAGUCAAAAGUAAACGAUAGAGGACGGUCGUUGGUUGAUGUCUUAACAAAAGAACUUGAAUUAAGCGCGGAAGCAAAGUCGCUCCAAGGUGGCGGUUUAAGAAGCGCGCGUCGUGUAGUAAGACUUUUGAUACAACUGAAUAGAAGCGCUCAAGCAUGUCAUUUGUAUUUGCGACUGUGCAGUGCCGUGCUAAAAGCACGUUUGAAAAGAGUUAAAAGAGAAGGAGCCAUCGCACCUUACGCGAAGCAACUUAGUGCAAUUGCUUUUAGCAACAUUGUGGAAAUUGCAAAAGAAUUUCUGAAAAUUUUUCCACAAUCUACAAAUUGCACAUCUGGUUUGGUCGUCUGGUGCAGUCAAGAAGUGAAACAUUUGACGACGCAUUUGACUAAACAACUUUUUAUCCCGCAAGUGUCCCUGAGUACCUUGGUAGAGUGUAUAGUCUCCGUUCGAAGUCAUUGCGAUCAGUUAACUCAGUUAGGAAUGGAUUUUCGUUAUCAAUUAGACGGCCAACUUAGAUCUCCGUUAGCCAAAGCUAUACAGGAAGCUGGUGAAAAGUACGUCGAUACUGUAAAAGUUCAUAUAGCUGAAGAUACUUGGCGGCCGACUAAUUUAGAAACUAGCAAAAAUGUUCAAAAACUGUUAUCCGAACUGGAUGAUCUUGGAAUAACUGUACCAUCAUCUUAUAUACCAAACGACCGUUGGAUAACGUUGACCGAUAACACAUUAGCUUUCUCGAAAAUUUAUGUCAGUCUCUUAGAGGACUGUCUCAGCGUGGCUACUCCGGAACUUAUGGCUACGAUAGAUGGAGUUCUAGUAUCUGUAAUGCGAACUCAAGUGCAGCAUAUAAUUUUGUCGCUUACAAAUCCGAAAUUAAAGCAGGAGAAACAGGUGGUUCACGACAAUGCAACCUAUGUCCGAGAUGUCAUAAUUAUGCGAGGAUUAGAGCUAUAUAAAUCAGCGACGAAUCAAACCUUCAAAAAAUUGUUAGCCCUCAAAGAACAAAUCGUAUUUGACUCAUUGUCUCCGACAAAGCCAAAACCUGCUCCUAGAACUUCGAUACCAAAGUAUUCGACUACGGAAUACAUUUAACUGCAUCGGAUUAUAUACUUUGUACUGUAUAUAGAGGUGUAUACAAGAAAAUGCAAGAAAAAGUAGAACGUUUCAAUCCGUCUAAUAUGACGGAUGUAUUAUAUUGUACAUAUAAGUCAAUUUUAUCUUUUUUUUAAUCAAUACAUAUACUGAAUUGGGAAAGUAAUAUUUCCUUUCCAUUUCUAUCGCAGGUACACAAAUAAUACUAAUGUCGAACAAAUGAAAACUGCUACAACCAAAAGAAUAUGAACAGCUUUAUAAUAAUGCUCGACAUAUCUUGUACAUAGUCACAUGUCUAACGAAAAAUAUUUAUAAUCUAGAAUUAAAAACAAUAUUGAAUGCUUAUUAAAUAUUAUAACGUGCCUC
Molecule: messenger RNA, 2631 nt
Organism: Hylaeus volcanicus
Lineage: Eukaryota; Metazoa; Arthropoda; Insecta; Hymenoptera; Colletidae
Gene: Exo84
Product: exocyst complex component 8
Exons: 8
Coding region: 133-2265 (710 amino acids)
Biological process (GO): exocytosis; Golgi to plasma membrane transport; intracellular protein localization
Cellular component (GO): exocyst
Source: RefSeq, a predicted model, not a curated record